Messenger RNA from Parasteatoda tepidariorum (common house spider), 363 nucleotides. The record is from RefSeq and is a predicted model, not a curated record. Lineage: Eukaryota; Metazoa; Arthropoda; Arachnida; Araneae; Theridiidae.
ACUAAGAUAUAUUUCUCUCUUAUUCUUCAGAAUCAUUAUAGUGGGGAAAUUCACAAUCUUCAUAACAUGUAUGAGCAGCAGAAGAAUGAAAUAGUAAGAGAUGAAACAAUACGUCUUAGAUAUAGUGAAGAAAUAGAACAACUAAAGAUGCUGUGUGAGAAAGGUCUUAGUGCGAUGGAUGUCUCUCAUAAGAAAAUAAUUGCUGAACUGGAAGAAAGGCAUGAGAGGGAAUUGGAUGAAUUGAUGGCUGACAGAGAGAAAGCUUUAGCCCAAGAAGCACAAGCUACGGCAGUCGGUCAGUCUCUUCUGUUUAUUUAUUGUGUCGACUCUAUAGUUUGUCUUAAGUAAGAACUCCCCUAAUCA